Messenger RNA from Dicrocoelium dendriticum, 4979 nucleotides. The record is from the annotation of a GenBank genome assembly. NCBI's taxonomy places the organism in Eukaryota, Metazoa, Platyhelminthes, Trematoda, Plagiorchiida, Dicrocoeliidae.
UGGCUGUACCCACGGACGCCGCGGAAUUUUCUGCUACCACGCGCUGGAUCCUGCUUUUUCUCUGGAAUUACUGUAUUUUACGUGUGUUGCUGUGUUAGUUGUGCACCAAACUUUUUAGUUUCGUGUGUUCAUCAAUCCGUGAAAGUUUCGUGGAAUUCCGCUUGAUAUCUUCGGAGAUCUCAGUGAUUUACUGCUGUGCCCGUCAUUUUGGAAUUUGUGAUCGACAUCUUGCUUGUCCUCGUGCUUGAAAAAAUACAACAACUAUGCCGAAUAUCAUGCAACGACGUAUCUGCUCUUCAACUAAUUGCGGCAAAGCCCUUAAAAUGGGUAUAACGUGCCGAAACUGCAGUGGCUCGUUCCACCCGAGCUGUAUAGGAAAGUCCGCCCAAGAAGCAAGGCAAAUAAACAAGGCUACUGACGCAUUUUGGUUUUGUCCAACUUGCCAGUUAACUCCAGUGGUCGGUUGUUUAUGUGCACUCAUGGAAAGGUGCGAUACUUUGAAUGCGACAAUCGCUUAUUUGUUGAACGCCAGGCUUGCACCACCGGCCGCGAAUAUGGCCAUGAUUGUACCACAGUCGGUCAAAGAAAGCUCCACCUCGAGGCCGAAAAAAAGGGCUAGACGCUCAAGUCGCGCUGCAGCCUCAGUUUCUCCAAAUCCCUUGCCUCACUCAACUCCCAAAAGCGGACGAACAUCCAGAGUACUGAUGUCCACACCUUUGAGUCACACGCCCCACCUCCAUUCAACAGCAACCGCGGAAGCUCCGGGGCAAACCUCUUCCGCCGUAGAGAAAAGUCGGGCGUCGUACGCCUCAGUCGCCUCAAUGCAUACACCGGCUAAAUUACCUCCGACUCCGGUGGCCUCACCAAGCAACAGUAAGUUGACCAGACUCCAACAACCAAACAAUCCGUUUAACACCGUGUCUUUAAGUCAUGGCAAAUCUGCAUCCAACGCAAGGAGCCAAGGCGCGUUAACCGUUGUGUGUACAAAUGUUCCUGAAUCACAGGCGAGUACAAUAAAGGGGAAGCUGUUGGAUGAUCGUAAUCAGUGGAAGUCUAUAUGUACUGCGAUUGGCAUUUCGGUUGAACCUGCAAUGCUGAGACGAGUCACACGUCAUCCAAAUUCAGCGCACUACGGUGAACCCCGACUUCUCCGGGUGACACUAAACUCCAUCAAGGACACAGAGGCAGUUCUACUAUCGUCCAACAGGCUUUGUCAUUCAUCACUCGAGGCGCGUAUACUUCCUGAUAUCCCCUGGAACGAACGUCCGAAAAAGAUGAGCAACCGUGAAGAAGUUCGUAAAGCCGAGGCGAAACGGACGAUAAUUGUGUACGGGGUUCCUGAGCUCCAAAAUUCAACCUCUGAUGCAGCGGAUGCACAUGACCGGGAGCAAUGGAGUUACAUCCGCCACGAAAUCUCCCUCAAUAAUAUCAUCGCUAAGCGGUUGACCAGGAUUCCAUUUUCACCCAACUACAAAGGGAACGGUCCCAGACUUAUGAAGGUGGUGCUUCAAUCUGAGUUUAUGUUACCGCUCGCCUUGGAAAACUGGUCCAAAUUCCGCAUGAAGCUGCCAGCUGAAAUUCGGUUAAAGGCAUCAGGUACGCUGCCACGGAUUACCAACGACUCACGGGGAGCGAUCAAAUUGUUGAACCAUCCACUCAUGCAACUUUGUGAAGGCAUGGAUUUAUCAACAACCGCAAUAUCCCACGAAACACGGCUGAACACGGGGGACCAGCAGGGCCCGGAAGGCCGCGAUCAGUCGUCUAACCGAAAGCAAACUCAAAGGCAAACGUCACCACAAAAAAACGGUUAAUGGCCGACCCGUUAACGGUCGGCACAAACUCCAUUUCUACCACAACCUGUGCUAGCUCACUCUUGGUUACAAAAGCACUAUCCUGCAUGUAUACUAAUGCACAAGGCCUCAUAAGUAAGUUGGUAGAACUCCGUCACCGUUUGGCUUCGGAGCCUCGAGACAUCAUAAUGAUCACCGAAACCUGGCUGAGCGGCGAAAUCACAGACGCUGAGAUUGCCAUACCGGGUAUGUCACUUCUCCGGAACGACAGAACGGGCAAGGGCGGUGGCGUGCUCAUUUAUUUCCGAACGAACCUUCGUUGUGAGCUCAUAGACGAUCCCCAGACUUGUGUCACCGACGUCCUUUGGUGCAAACUGUGGUUGGAACGCAACGACGUAUGCCUUCUCUCUGUGGUUUACCGACCACCGAAAUCCACUCCGGAAAGGGACAACAGACUUAUCUCCGCUUUUCGCUCCGUGCUUAAUCAGAAGUACAGCCACAUCCUCGUUGCAGGAGAUUUCAACACCCAUGACUUGGAAAAUCCAGCAUCCGAGACAGAGGUGUUCAAGGCAUAUUUGCAAGAGCUACUCUCUAGCACCUUCUUGUAUAACCACGUCACCGUUCCAACCAGGUUCAGAACAGGAAACAACCCAUCGAUAUUAGAUCUAGUGCUCACUAACGAAGAGCUCAUGGUCGAUGGACUAAAGGUGUGCAGUCCUUUGGGCCGUAGCGAUCACGUGACUUUGCAGUUCGAUUACAUCUGCUACGCCAAAUAUCCAGCUGCGGAGCUCGAAACGAGGCAAUCUGUUAUCCAUUACCACGUUCUGUCUGCCUUAGUUGAGAAUACCAGUUGGACGUUUCUAGCUAACUGCACCCCAGAACUAGCCUGGGAGACAUUUGCGAACACCAUCACGUCACUAGUCAUAGAAGCCUCAACACCAAAAGUUUCCCAACAUCCCCGCACAGCGAAAUCAUUCUUGCGAAGUCGGACGCGAAAAUGCAUGACUCUAAGGGAUCGGGCAUGGCGCACGUAUAAAAGCAACCCCAGCGCAGAAAACUGGACGGAAUACGUUUCGCAUCGCAACUACUGUGUGCUUUUGGUUCGCGAAGACAAGAGAACGCAUCAGCAGGAGCUAGCCAAACGAUUCUGUUCGAACAAAAAGCUUCUUUACAAACAUGUGAAUGGACUUCGCAAGGUGCAACGGGGAAUCCCACCACUUAAUACGACCAAUGGGUAUACACAUACUGCGAAAGAGGCGGCCAACGCAUUACGGGCCCAGUACUCCCCAAUCUUCCAAGGUGUACAAGCCUCGACGUAUAUUCCGCCACUAGUUACCCCACCGCCCGUUUUAUCCAACGUCACGUUCACUGCAGAAAUGGUGCUGCAAAAGCUGCUAUCCUUGCGUCCACACAGCUCUCCCGGGGCCGAUAACAUUCACCCGAAAACAUUACAGGUAGCUGCCAUCCACUUGGCCGAACCACUAGCUGCAUUUUUUCAGCGCUGUUUCGAUGAGAACAUCGUACCUUCGAGGUGGAAACAAGGUGUAAUAACGCCCAUAUACAAAGCAGGAAGUCGAUCGGAUCCUGUCAAUUACCGCCCCGUAACGCUUCUGCCUGUGAUCGCCAAAGUCAUGGAAGCGGUGAUAGCAGAUGCGUUAAUGGGAUACUUGGAAAACUACGGCAUAAUUGCGCCAGAACAGCAUGGGUUUCGUCAACAUCGUUCAUGUACGACGAAUCUGCUGAUAGCUCGUGACAACUGGACCGAGACUGUCGAUGAGGGAACAGGAGUCGAUGUUGCAUUCUUGGACUUUUCGAAAGCCUUCGAUCGCCUGGAUCAUCGAAUCCUGCUCAUUAAACUCCAACAGUACGGUAUCGGAGACCCGUUGUUAGGAUGGAUCGGUAACUUUCUCUCUGAACGGCAGUUAGUAGUUAGAGUUCGAUCAUCCUUUUCCGAUCCGAUUCGAGUGGGAUGCGGCGUACCGCAGGGUUCGGUACUUGGGCCUCGUUUGUUCCUGCUUUUCAUUAACGAUCUAGUAAGAGUUAUUACGUCGAAAUUCUUACUCUUCGCGGACGACCUCAAGGUUUGGCGGGCGAUAAAACGAUCGGACGACCAUGAAGUCCUACAGCGUGACUUGAAUGAGGCCUGGAAUUGGUCGGUGAGAAACGCCCUGCCGUUUAAUGUGGACAAAUGUCGCGUUGUUCAUAUCCGCCAUCGACAAGUCCACGUCUACAAGCUUGGGGCACACGAUCUGAAGACCACCACUCAGGAACGCGACUUGGGUGUGCUGGUACAGGAAGACCUCGGGUGUUCCAAACAGUCAGAUUCCGCUUCUAAAAGGGGCAACCAGCACGUUGGACUCCUGCGAAGAGCAUUCGGAAUUUUGGAUCCAUCCAUCUUCUCUUUGAUGCUGAAUGCCUACGUGCGUCCUCACGUCGAAUAUGCAAUCCAGGCCUGGCAACCCUGGCUAAAACGUGACCUUGCAGCGCUUGAGACCCCACAGCGUCGAGCAACGAAAAUCGUCAAGGGCUUGCGCCACACUCCUUACCAGGAACGACUGGAGAUACUCGGAGUGUUCAGCGGACGGUACCGGCGACUUCGUGGAGACCUCAUACUAGUGUACCAGAUAUUGAGCGAUCCCAGUCACGUAUGCCGCCACCUCUUGAAGCUCAGCCCGAACACUAACCUUCGCGGUAACAGUUUAAAGCUGAGCCAACAGUACAGUCGUCUAGACUGUCGGAAAACCUAUUUCUCCCUCCGGGUCUGCGGGCCCUGGAACGCCCUUCCAAACUCAGUAGUUUGUGCCCCCACAUUAGAUACGUUUAAAAAACGAUUGGACGUCGCACUGAGCGCCCUGCGCUUUGUUUUAUGAACGAAAACGCUUGUAUAUAUUUAGGCUGACCAGCCUCUUUGGAUUUUUACCCCAAAUUCACGGUCGUAAAUCUGUGCGAACCGGUGAGUACUCCAUUUUUAUUUGCUACCAUCACCAACGAUAACAAUUUCUUAGCCAGUUUUGCGUCGUACCACUUUAUCCCCCUAAAACUGUUAUACUUCUACCUUUUAUCUCACUGACACUCCUUACUUCAACCACUUAUGUGGUUUGCCAAUUUGUUAGUAUUUCUAUUGCCAACCUGCGGGACUCGUUAAGUGUAUGCUUUUUUACCCGUCAUAUACCAUUGUUCCAUUGUUCA